Messenger RNA from Magallana angulata, 5848 nucleotides. Its product is annotated as serine/threonine-protein phosphatase 6 regulatory ankyrin repeat subunit B-like. The record is from RefSeq and is a predicted model, not a curated record. Gene Ontology annotation, molecular function: transcription cis-regulatory region binding; protein binding. Lineage: Eukaryota; Metazoa; Mollusca; Bivalvia; Ostreida; Ostreidae. The transcript has 5 exons. Gene Ontology annotation, biological process: positive regulation of transcription by RNA polymerase II. Gene Ontology annotation, cellular component: nucleus.
GAUAGCAACAGCAUCACUAGUGACGACGUGGAAGCGUGAAGAGAAAGGGUGGCGUCGGUCUUGAGAAUCUACGCAGAUUUGGACAUGGUAGAAUUUAAAAGAAGUCAAGAAAAAACGUAUUCCAAUCAAUAUUCAGAAGAAAUGGAAGCAAUAUUAAUCAGAAGAAGUGCACGCAUCGAUUCCAGUGUAUAUUAAGUCGGGACCCUUUUGAUCAGUGCAGUGCGCAGCGAAAUCUUGUUGAUGCUACAAACAAGAAAGGAUGUCCUUAUCAAAAUAUGAAUCGACCACAGGGACAACACAUCUUGCUCGACUUGCCCGGGCUAUAUUGGGUCCCUGCAUGGAUGUACUACGCGACGUUCUCGCAAAUGAGAUAUCUCCACCUGACUUGGAAAAGAAAGUUAAAACUUACGUACCUCAAAAGGGCAAACCUUCUAUCAGUGAAAAACAAAAACGGAUUGUCUAUGGCAAAAACUACUCCGCCUUUGACGUUACGUUGCUCUAUUUUCUAUUACGUAACAUGUGUUCUAAUAUUCCUCCACAUAAAAACACAUGGGGACAAGAUCCAGAACCAACUGAUAAAAGUGUAUCGGCAAACAUAGAACGAAUUCGUAUUUUAAGAAACGAAUGGUAUGGACAUGGUACGGAUAUUUCUCUCUCAGAACCAGAUUUUGAACGAAAAUGGAAUCAUAUUUCUCAAAUUGUAAAAGAGCUGGAAGGCUAUCUUGGGACUGCAACAAAAUACCAGGACUCUCUUAUCAAAUUGAAAACUUGUUAUAUGGACCCUGAUUCGAUACAGCACCUCAUAGAUACACUGAAGACUGUUGAAGGGUUACAGACUGACGUUACAAAUCUGCAAGAGGAUGUAGAGGAGAUAAAAAAGUCAAUCAAGAUAUCAAGUACAAAAGAAUCACAAAUUGAAAAGAACAUAUUUGAUCAAUGGCAACAGGAAGACUCUUAUUUUUUUUCGACACAGGCGUUCGAAGAAGUAGAAAAAAUAAUUAAAAGCAAGAACCUGGUUAUUGUGGCUGGUCACUCAGGAUCCGGAAAGUCGGCCAUUAUUCAACAUAUUGCACUCAAAUACAGAGAACAAGGCUGGGCCGUAAAACGAGUAAAAGAGGUAGAAGACAUAGUGGAUGAAUAUUCUUCAAGUCGAAUUCAAAAAGAUAAAACCAUUUGUGUUUUCAAUGAUCCAUUGGGAAAAGAAUCUUUUGAUGAAAUUUUGAAUAGUUCAUGGCAAAGAUGGGAGGAAGAAUUGGAGUUAUACUUACAAACAGCAAAACUUGUGAUGUCGUGUAGAAAUCAUAUCAUUUAUGAUAAUAGGUUGACCCGUUUUCUCGUGAAUCAAUCACAUAUUGUAAACAUCGAUGAUAACAAACAUAAACUAUCCGUCAGUGAAAAACGGCAGAUUUUGACACAAUAUACAUCCAAUAUGAAUUUAUCCGACAAAGAGUGUGAUAAGAUCGUUGAAGUAGAAAGGUAUUUCCCGUUAUUGUGUAAAUUAUAUUCUAGCAAUGAGGAAUACAAAAAUAAGGGCGUACGAUUUUUCACAGAACCCAUAACAAGGCUAAAAGAGGAGGUAGAAGGGUUCAGAAACAAAGACAAGAGUAAAUAUUGUGCUUUGGCUCUCCUUGUCCUUUUUGACGAUGAUCUUUGCGUAAGCGUUCUUUUUGCAAAUAAAGACACGGAAUACAAAUUCAAAUACACGUUAAAACUAUGUGGAUUACCAGAGAACACACCACCUCCAGCAAUUGGAGACAGCCUUAACUCCCUAAAAGAUUUUUUUGUGAAGAAAAUUGGAGACACGUACCAUUUUUAUCACGAUUUAGUAAUGGAGGUUACAACCCUUGUUUUCGGGAACGAUUAUCCCAAAGAAACAAUAAUGUACGCUGAUAUUGGUUUCCUCAGAAAAAGAGUAAAAUUAGGAGAUUGUGAUGAACACGACGACCCUUUCACUAUUUGUCUAAGUGACAGAUACAUUGAACAACUUGGAGAUAGGCUUUAUACUGAAUUGUUUGGAGAACGCCUGUUAGAUGUCGUACUCAACCCUUGUCUAAGAAAUGACAAAGUAAUUAAAGUACUGAAAGAAAAGAUAACAGAUCAUCCCGAACAUCUACAAAUAUUGCUAGAAACCAAGAAACUUGCAAUUGCUAAACAAGAGAUUUACCAGACAUCUAAAAACUUACUUCUGACUAAACUUUCCUUUUUGAAUUUAAAAAGUGAAGUAUCGCCACUUUUUGCUCUCAUUGCGUUUUGUCAUACACAACUAUCACUAUACUGCUUUAAAAAUCUACAAGAAAUGCAAAUUGAUUAUAUCAGAUGUAUUCCUGCACUGUAUUGCAAUGGUUCAAUACAAUUGUUUUUAACUACUUUUAAAGACCAUGCUAAAGAAUCUUUGGAAAAAAAAUGGGGAAGACUUUGUCCUAUUCACAUUGUAUCAGUGUUCCAUAAUUAUGAAUUACUUGGGGAGUUAAUUAAGAUAGGUGUAAAAGUCAAUGAAAAGGUCGUCGAUAACGGUGGUUGGACGCCCCUUAUGUUAGCAGCUGGUAAUGAUAGUCAGGAAAACGGAGACUAUAACAAUAGAGAAUCAGGUGCAGAAAGAAGAGAUAAAACAGUACAACUUUUACUGAGUAAUGGAGCAGACAUUAAUUUAUGUCAGAAGAACGGCGCCAGUCCUCUCCAUAUAGCUUGUAAAAACGGACAUGAUAGCACUGUACAACUGUUACUGAGUAAUAGAGCAGACAUUAAUUUAUGUGAUGAGAACGGUGUCAGUCCUCUCUAUACAGCUAGUUAUAGCGGACAUAAUAGCACUGUACAACUUUUACUGAGUAAUGGAGCAGACAUUAAUUUAUGUGAUGAGAACGGUGUCAGUCCUUUCCAUAUGGCUUGUCGAAACGGACAUGUUAGCACUGUGCAACUUUUACUGAGUAAUGGAGCAGACAUUAAUUUAUGUGAUGAGAACGGUGUCAGUCCUUUCCAUAUGGCUUGUCGAAACGGACAUGUUAGCACUGUACAACUGUUACUGAGUAAUGGAGCAGACAUUAAAUUAUGUCAGAAGAACGGAGCCAGUCCUCUCUAUACAGCUAGUUAUUUUGGACAUGAUAGCACUGUGCAACUUUUACUGAGUAAUGGAGCAGAUAUUAAUUCAUUGGAGGAGAACGGAGCCAGUCCUCUCUAUGCAGCUAGUUAUUUUGGACAUGAUAGCACUGUGCAACUUUUCCUGAGUAAUGGAGCAGAUAUUAAUUCAUUUGAGGAGAACGGAGCCAGUCCUCUCUAUAUAGCUAGUUAUAGCGGACAUGAUAGCACUGUACAACUUUUACUGAGUAAUGGAGCAGACAUUAAUUUAUGUCAGAAGAACGGAGCCAGUCCUAUCUAUAUAGCUUGUGAAAACGGACAUAAUAGCACUGUACAACUUUUACUGAGUAAUGGAGCAGACAUUAAUUUAUGCAAGAAAAACGGAGCCAGUCCUCUCUAUAUAGCUAGUUAUAGCGGACAUAAUAGCACUGUACAACUUUUACUGAGUAAUGGAGCAGACAUUAAUUUAUGUAAGGAGAACGGAGUCAGUCCUCUCUAUAUAGCUUGUGAAAACGGACAUGAUAGCACUGUAGAACUUUUACUGAGUAAUGGAGCAGACAUUAAUUUAUGUGAGGAGGACGGAGCCAGUCCUCUCUAUAUAGCUUGUCAAAACGGACAUGAUAGCACUGUACAACAUUUACUGAGUAAUGGAGCAGACAUUAAUUUAUGUAAGGAGAACGGAGUCAGUCCUCUCUAUAUAGCUUGUGAAAACGGACAUGAUAGCACUGUAGAACUUUUACUGAGUAAUGGAGCAGACAUUAAUUUAUGUGAGGAGGACGGAGCCAGUCCUCUCUAUAUAGCUUGUCAAAACGGACAUGAUAGCACUGUACAACAUUUACUGAGUAAUGGAGCAGACAUUAAUUUAUGUAUGAAGAACGGAGCCAGUCCUCUCUAUAUAGCUAGUUAUAGCGGACAUAAUAGCACUGUACAACUUUUACUGAGUAAUGGAGCAGACAUUAAUUUAUGUGAGGAGGACGGAGCCAGUCCUCUCUAUAUAGCUUGUCAAAACGGACAUGAUAGCACUGUACAACUUUUACUGAGUAAUGGAGCAGACAUUAAUUUAUGUGAGGAGAACGGAACCAGUCCUCUCUAUAUAGCUUGUCAAAACGGACAUGAUAGCACUGUACAACAUUUACUGAGUAAUGGAGCAGACAUUAAUUUAUGUCAGAAGAACGGAGCCAGUCCUCUCUUUAUAGCUAGUUAUAGCGGACAUAAUAGCACUGUACAACUUUUACUGAGUAAUGGAGCAGACAUUAAUUUAUGUGAGGAGGACGGAACCAGUCCUCUCUAUAUAGCUUGUCAAAACGGACAUGAUAGCACUGUACAACUUUUACUGAGUAAUGGAGCAGACAUUAAUUUAUGUCAGAAGAACGGAGCCAGUCCUAUCUAUAUAGCUUGUGAAAACGGACAUAAUAGCACUGUACAACUUUUACUGAGUAAUGGAGCAGACAUUAAUUUAUGUAAGGAGAACGGAAAGAACGGAGCCAGUCCUCUCUUUAUAGCUAGUUAUAGCGGACAUAAUAGCACUGUACAACUUUUACUGAGUAAUGGAGCAGACAUUAAUUUAUGUGAGGAGGACGGAACCAGUCCUCUCUAUAUAGCUUGUCAAAACGGACAUGAUAGCACUGUACAACUUUUAUUGAGUAAUGGAGCAGACAUUAAUUUAUGUCAGAAGAACGGAGCCAGUCCUAUCUAUAUAGCUUGUGAAAACGGACAUAAUAGCACUGGACAACUUUUACUGAGUAAUGGAGCAGACAUUAAUUUAUGUAAGGAGAACGGAGUCAGUCCUCUCUAUAUAGCUAGUUAUAGCGGACAUAAUAGCACUGUACAACUUUUACUGAGUAAUGGAGCAGACAUCAAUUUAUGUAAGGAGAACGGAGUCAGUCCUAUCUAUAUAGCUUGUCAAAACGGACAUGAUAGCACUGUACAUCUUUUACUGAGUAAUGGAGCAGACAUUAAUUUAUGUGAGGAGAACGGAACCAGUCCUCUCUAUAUAGCCUGUCAAAACGGACAUGAUAGCACUGUACAACAUUUACUGAGUAAUGGAGCAGACAUUAAUUUAUGCAAGAAAAACGGAGCCAGUCCUCUCUAUAUAGCUAGUUAUAGCGGACAUAAUAGCACUGUACAACUUUUACUGAGUAAUGGAGCAGACAUUAAUUUAUGCAAGAAAAACGGAGCCAGUCCUCUCUAUAUAGCUAGUUAUAACGGACAUGAUAGCGCUGUACAACUUUUACUGAGUAAUGGAGCAGACAUUAAUUUAUGCAAGAAAAACGGAGCCAGUCCUCUCUAUAUAGCUUGUGAAAACGGACAUGAUAGCGCUGUACAACUUUUACUGAGUAAUGGAGCAGACAUUAAUUUAUGCAAGAAAAACGGAGCCAGUCCUCUCUAUAUAGCUUGUGAAAACGGACAUGAUAGCACUGUACAACAUUUACUGAGUAAUGGAGCAGACAUUAAUUUAUGCAAGAAAAACGGAGCCAGUCCUAUCUAUAUAGCUUGUGAAAACGGACAUGAUAGCACUGUACAACUGUUACUGAGUAAUGGAGCAGACAUUAAUUUAUGUCAGAAGAACGGAGCCAGUCCUCUUUAUAUAGCUUGUGAAAACGGACAUGAUAGCACUGUAUAACUUUUACUGAGUAAUGGAGCAGACAUUAAUUUAUGCAAGAAAACGGAGCCAGUCCUCUCUAUAUAGCUAGUUAUAGCGGACAUAAUAGCACUGUACAACUUUUACUGAGUAAUGGAGCAGACAUUAAUUUAUGUGAGGAGAACAGAGCCAGUC